Messenger RNA from Callorhinchus milii (elephant shark), 2927 nucleotides. RefSeq names its product piggyBac transposable element derived 5 (gene pgbd5). Lineage: Eukaryota; Metazoa; Chordata; Chondrichthyes; Chimaeriformes; Callorhinchidae. The record is from RefSeq and is a predicted model, not a curated record. Gene Ontology annotation, biological process: non-replicative DNA transposition. The transcript has 6 exons. The coding region runs from base 10 to 1224 and encodes 404 amino acids. Gene Ontology annotation, cellular component: nucleus. Gene Ontology annotation, molecular function: transposase activity.
GUCCAUCAGAUGCCUUUGAAUGCAAGCGCAAUCGACUUCUUUCAACUGUUUGUCCCCGAUAACGUUGUCAGAAACAUGGUGGUUCAAACCAACAUGUACGCCAAGAAGUAUCAAGAGAGGUUUGGGAACGACGAAGGUUGGAGUGAUGCUACUCUUCCAGAAAUGAAAGCGUUUUUGGGAUAUGUGAUCUCCACUAGCAUUCACCACUGUGAGUCUGUCCUCAGCAUCUGGAGCGGUGGCUUUUAUAGCAACAAGAGCAUCGCUUUGAUGAUGACGCAAACCAGAUUUGAAAAGAUCCUGAAAUACUUCCAUAUUGUAGCAUUUCGCUCUAGCCACACAGCCCACGGGCUCUAUAAAAUUCAGCCUUUUUUGGACUGCCUCCAAAAGGCAUUUGAUACCGAUUUCAGGCCUUCCCAAACGCAGGUGCUACAUGAACCCUUGAUUGACGAGGAUCCACUCUUCAUUGCAACAUGUACAGACCGUGAAUUACGUAAAAAGAAAAAACGGAAAUUUAGCCUGUGGGUCAGGCAAUGUGCAGCAACAGGAUACAUCUGCCAGAUUUCUGUUCACUUGAAGGAAGCGAUUGGCUCUGAUGGGCUGGACACUCUGAAGAACAGGCCACAGCUCCACAGUCUGGUGGCUAAAAGUCUUUGUCAGAAUUUGACUGCAAAAAACAACAUUAUCUUUACUGGACCCAGCAUUACCAGCCUCAAUCUUUUUGAAGAGUUUGAGAAAAGAGGGAUUUAUUGCUGUGGUCUUUUGAGCUCCAGGAAAAGUGACUGUACAGGAUUGCCGCAGUCUUUGCUAGCCAACCCUGAGGUUCCACAGGCUCGCGGUCAAUAUAGAGUGAAAAUGAAAGGAAACAUGUCCUUAAUCAACUGGUCCAAUAAAGGACAGUUCUGCUUUCUCACAAAUGCCUACUCUCCACUCAAAGAAGGAACCAUAAUCCGAAGGCGGAGCGGGGAAAUUUCUUGUCCCCUAGCUGUGGAGGCGUUUGCUGCGCACCUUGGCUACAUUUGCAAAUAUGACGAUAAGUACAGCAAGUACUUUAUAUCUCACAAGCCGAACAAGACCUGGCAACAAGUGUUUUGGUUUGUCGUCAGCAUCGCUGUAAAUAAUGCCUACAUCCUGUACAAGAUGUCAGAGGCGUACCUGGUGAGGCGCUACAGCCGAGUACAGUUUGGCGAAAGACUUGUCAGAGAAUUGCUGGGGCUGGACGAGUAAAAGAAAGACGUUACUGGCAGCCGGCGACUGAGACAUCACCACUGCAUUUACAGGGCCACAUGCCACUUCUCACCUUCGUGUCAAUCUUAUUUGCCGUUGCUCAGCUUCUCACUUCUAAUUUGCAGCAAGCGUGAUUGUUAUACUAGCGACUGUGCUCCGAUUAUAUUAUACAGGAGAGCCACACAAGCUGAUUGUUUUACAAAGGCCACGUGUCAUUCCACAUGUAAUCUGGGCACUUGCUAUUGCAACACUCGGGAAGGGGUUGGGCUCAUGAUUAGUUGGUGGCAGUAACUAAAGAUUUUUUUAGUUGUGGCAAGCUGUCAUUUUGAGAUUUUUAACGUGGAGCACUUCAUUAAACUGGGUCAGUUACAACUCAUGAUUAGUUGCUGGCGGGAAUUAAAGGGAUGAUGAUGUAGAAGGUUUUUAAGUUGUGGACUAAAUUUUGUUUUUUUUUAAAUACUUGGGGAAAAUGCAGGUACUGUUCUCACACUUUUUAUAUAUAAGCUUUGUGCACAUGUCAAAACUGCUCGGGAGAAUUCCAUAUUGUUUUUAAACAAAAUGGCCGACAAUACUUUAAAGAGGGGAUUGUGUUCUGCACCACAGUGUCUUCAGACAUCAGGACAUCAGGCAUUCACCUCGGCUUAGCUUCACAUACACUUUGUGUCUUGAAUUUUCUGAAUAAUUUGGUGGAAAUUCUGGAGUUCAGAAAACCAAACUUUUUCAAAUUCAGACCGAAUUUCAGAAAUCCUCCACAAUCCUUACACCAUCUUAAAUCUUCAGAUUGAAAGUGUGAUACAGGCUAAGAUGAGGUGGAAUUGCGGAUCUCCAAUGCAAAAUUCCCUUAUAGUGUCAUUUAACAGAGCUGUUUUAGAUAUUGACAGUGACAAAUAUUAUUGUGCAUUCCGAAUGUUUACAUUGAAUUACUGUUGUGUUCUGAAUUCAGUUUACAGACAGUUAGAAAGUACUGCAACCAACUUGAUCUUUGAAUUUUUAAUUUACUGACUAUGACUAGAUACUUUAAAGUUUCUGUAGAACACUGAAAUGCCACAUUUAAUACCUGGAGCUGGAGGUGGGAUUUAAAACGAUGGGAUCAUGAGACAUUCAUUCCUAGGACCUAAAUAAUAGCAAAGUUUUAAGCACAGAGGCAUUCAUACCCACCCUUCAAUGGGUGAACUGUAAUAGCUCUCAGCUGGGCUGCUGGAUGGAGCAUUUUGUGAACGUGGAGUAAACCAUCGUUUUGUUGAAUCAAACCAACAAGACAAGUCCUGCCUCUCAGAGCUGAACCUCUCCAGGUCAGGUCAUACAGGGUUAUAUACACAUGAGGGAGGGAUGGAGAGGGGGAAUGUCUGUGUCAUCUGAAUCUUCUGUCCUUGUACCAAGAGGAAUGAUUGUCCCGCUGAUGAACUUCAAGGGAGAAAAAGGGUAUUUUUAAUUAAAGCUAUAUCCAGCUCUAAAAUUUUGGACUCAGUCCAAAACCAACACGCGGAGCGAAUCAGUUCAUGUGGGUCCACUUUCUGUUUCUUAUGAAAUCUUUGUUGAUUUUCAUAAAAACAAUGUAUGUGUCUCAAUAGAAGUGCCCUGAAUAUUAAAAUACUGUAGUAUUUAAAGUCCAAGAUGUGUGUUACAAUAAAGGAAAUGUGCCCCAAAGUGUCAAUUUACACUUGUGAAUGCGGGAAAUGUGUAUAUUAAAAUCUCAAAAUAUG